Molecule: messenger RNA, 2307 nt
Organism: Galendromus occidentalis (western predatory mite)
Lineage: Eukaryota; Metazoa; Arthropoda; Arachnida; Mesostigmata; Phytoseiidae
Product: protein phosphatase 1 regulatory subunit 12C
Exons: 12
Coding region: 1-2307 (768 amino acids)
Cellular component (GO): cytoplasm
Molecular function (GO): protein kinase binding; phosphatase regulator activity; enzyme inhibitor activity
Source: RefSeq, a predicted model, not a curated record
AUGGCGCUACAAGGAACCGCGAAAGAAGCUCGCGCAAAACGUCGCGAGCAACUCCGUCUCUGGGAGGAGUCUGAGACGAACCUCGUGGACCUUGGAGCUUCGCAAACUUCACGGCCGGCCAAGAGCGCAAGAGUGAAAUUCAACCAGCAAUGCGUAUUCUUAGCGGCGUGCUCAGCCGGCGACAAAGAAGAAGUCCAGAGACUGCUCGACUCCGGGAGCGCCAACAUCAACACGACGAAUGUGGACGGUCUUACAGCACUCCACCAGGCUUGCAUCGAUAACAACAUCGAGAUGGUGGAGUUUUUAAUCGAUAAAGGAAUAGACAUCAACAUAGGUGACAACGAGGGAUGGACUCCGCUACACGCUACGGCGUCUUGUGGCUACGUGUCGAUCGCCCAGCUUCUGCUGGAACGUGGCGCGAGACUGGACAUCGUGAAUGUAGAUAAUGAGCUUGCGGUGGAUCGAGCCGAAGAACCAAAAAUGAAGCAGUUGCUCGAGAGCGAAGCCAAGAAACUGGGCGUCGACUCGGAUUCAGUUCGCAAGAGAGAGCAGAAAAUCAUGCUCGAUGAUGUGAAACUCAUGCUGGACGCACAGAGUAAGCUGCCCCCGUCGCAACGGCACGCCGUGAUUGUGGACGAGAAGACAGGAGCCACGGCCUUACACGUCGCCGCUGCUAAAGGCUACACAGAUGUGAUACAUUUACUGCUCAAAGAGCGCCACGACGUCCAUGUUGUAGAUUUAGAUGGAUGGACUCCGCUGCACGCGGCUGCUCACUGGGAUCAGAAGGAUGCUUGUACAAUGCUCGUGAAGGAAGGAUUGGCCGAUUUGGAGAAGCUGACGCAUUCGGGUCAAACAGUGGCAGACGUCUGUGAUGAAGGCUUGACGAGCCAUAUUGCCGAGCUGAAACAGAAGCGACCCGAGUGGCUGGCCGAGCGACAGAACAUGAUGGAAGAGCAUCGCGAGGAAGAAUCAUCUCCUCAUGAAAUCGUUACUUUAUCGCUGCCUCCUCCACACGUCCUCAAGAGACGAACUUCGGUGACCCGUAUGAGUGGCAGCGACAGGAGUCAGCUUAAGGACGCGUCGGCGGAGCGGAUCAGCGCAUCGAUCAUCCUCGUAAGCAGAACCCUUGAGAAUCCGAUGGAAGAAGAACCUUCGGUUGAAGCCACUAUUGAACUCCCUCCGCCAUUGCCCCGGAGCAACCCUCCUUCUCAGAGCAAUUCUACCGCUUCGACACCGUCGUCGAAUUCGGCGUCCGUUUCCGCUACACUGAGCCUCUCCUCCGGUGGGGAUCUCUCACGAUCGAAACGUAAAACUUUUUUUUCUCCAAAAAUUCAGAACUCCCUCGGUGCUGGGGUCAAAAGAAGUUUCGUCGCACCGGUCCGAGACGAAGAAAGCGAAACUCAGAGAAAGGCACACGCCAAAAGGGUCCGGGAGACUCGCAGAAGUACACAGGGUGUGACUCUGGAGGACCUUAAGUCAGCGGAGGAGAAUAUUCGAAAAAGUAAUGAUGGGAGGAGGAGAGAGCCAGAAAACACAAUUCAUGCGGGUUUAACAGUCCCUCCAGCCUCGUCUUCAACCUCGAUGGAUGUUGGCUACGACUCGAGCCUGGAGCGCCGAACUUCUUGGCGGGAACGCGCAGCGGCAGAGCAAAGACAACGCCAAAUCGAAGAUGCGCCGCACCUCAAGAUCGUAGACAGUAUUGAGGCUGUUCACAAUCAUGGAGAUCUAUUGUUGUCGGAUGGCGAACAAAUUGUCGCGGACCCACCGAAAGCAGCUAUCGAAAACAAAGAAAACAGUGAAGUCGAUUCAUCCAACGCUUCGCAAACACGUCAACGCCGAAGGCCAAAGAGGAGGAGUACAGGAAUCUGCGCUGGCGGAGGCGUCUCGGAUGAGAUUCCGGUUCAGCUUGAAUUGAAUAAUGGCCAGAGUCGAUUGAAAAUUCAUGAGGUCGAGCAUCGAGCAGAAACGGCGCGCAUUCAAGCUGCAGAAAAUUCGACGGAUUUCAAAAAGCUUUACGAAAUUGAAGUUGCUUUGCGAGAAGCCAACAAAAAAGAUUCCGGAAUCGUUCGCGCUGAAAACGACCGGUUGAGGGAGCUUCUGACAGAAAAAGAGGAAGAGGUUCUGGAAAUGAAGAAAUUUGUGGAACAAGAAAAGACUCGACGGCUCGAGGCAGAACAAUGCCUUAAAGAUAUGCAAAACGAUAUUCAGAACGUGGAUACUCUCAAGCGCAAAAUCGAAACUCUCCAGGAAGAAAAUGCUGCGCUAAUCCGAGUCAUAUCGAAGCUAUCUAUAAAUAAUCACAAGUGA